UGCAGGGCGGAAGGGCGGACCUCUGCCUGGGGGAAAGCCGAACGGAGUCGUGGGAGAGCCGGUUGGAACGCCCGCGCGGGGCAGGGUGUGUGGGUGCGCACACGCGCUACGGCCGCUGCCCGAAAAUGCACUCGGAUGCUGCGGCUGUCAAUUUUCAGCUGAAUUCUCAUCUAUCAACACUGGCAAAUAUUCACAAGAUUUAUCAUACUCUUAAUCGGCUGAAUUUGACAGAAGAUACUAGUCAAGACGAUCACCAGACAGGAAAUCUGAGGUCUUGCAGUUCAUCAGACAGUUUUAGCAAAGUGAUGCCUCCAAGGAAAAAAAGGCGACCUGCAGCGGGUGAUGAUCUGUCGGCUAAGAAAAGUAGACACGAUGGCAUGUACAGAAAAUACGAUUCUACUAGAAUAAGGUCAGAAGAUGAUAUGUUUUCAAGUAAGAGGUGCUUAGAAUGGUUCUAUGAAUAUGCAGGGACAGAUGAUGUUGUGGGUCCUGAAGGGAUGGAGAAGUUCUGUGAGGACAUAGGAGUUGAACCAGAAAAUGUAGCCAUGCUUGUGUUGGCUUGGAAAUUGGAUGCUCAGAACAUGGGCUAUUUUACAUUGCAAGAAUGGCUAAAAGGAAUGACAUCCCUGCAAUGUGAUACAACAGAGAAGCUAAGGAAUUCUUUGGAUUACUUGAGAUCUUUAUUAAAUGAGCCUAUGAAUUUUAAACUUAUUUACAGAUAUGCAUUUGACUUCGCACGUGAAAAGGAUCAGCGAAGCCUAGAUAUCAAUACUGCCAAAUGUAUGUUAGGACUUCUCUUAGGAAAAACAUGGCCCCUUUUCCCAGUAUUUCAUCAGUUCCUAGAGCAAUCUAAGUAUAAAGUUAUCAACAAGGACCAAUGGUGCAAUGUUCUGGAAUUCAGCAGAACCAUUAAUCUUGACCUCAGCAAUUAUGAUGAAGAUGGAGCAUGGCCAGUGUUGCUGGAUGAAUUUGUGGAGUGGUAUAAAGAGAAACAAAUGACAUAGGAAUUUUAACUAUGCACAGCUGCUCAAGAGUCUUUGUUACUACAGUUAAUGUCAACCAUUAGCCAUAAACUGCUCUUUGUAUAUAAAGCGCAUGCUGCUUUUCCUGCACUGUAUCCCGUUUUCAGGGAUCUUUUGGUGUUUGCUGUUUAACAGGCCAGCUCUGCUUGCUGUGUACCAUUGUUCUCUUCGAAGGCUGCUUUGCAUUUUGUCUCUACACUACAGAUGGUAAAUUUACCAGCAUCCUCACUGUGAUUAAUGUGAAUAUUGCUGUCUAAACUUUGUAUAUGUGUAUAAAAAAAAAAGCUUCAUCUAGGAAUGAUUUCAGCAGAAAGGUAUUGUAAAAAUUUUGUUGCAUUUCUAGUUGAGUCAAGUAACCAUGUAACUUAAUUUUUAAUUUUCACUUGGUCCUGGGCAUAGCAUUUCAGGGAAAGUGAUUGGUGGGAUGCUUGUCUUGUGUGAGACUGUUGCUAGUUAGCUAGCAAUCAUUGUCUUAGGAUGCCAGUCUUUGAAAGGAAAUCUUGCAGUACGAUUUCUUUGCCAGUGCCCAACUUCAUUUUUAUUUAAUAAGCAAGCAUUGGCUGCCUUUUUAAUUGAAACUCUUAUUAAAAUUGUUACAGCUUGGACAGAGUUGAACAUGCCAUAGUAACUUCCGUUUGGUGAUAAUGCUGAUUUCUUAAUAUUCAGAUGCUGUAGUUUGCUAAUAGGUAUAGGUGAUCUAAUUAAACAUCUGAUUAAAAAGGGUUUUAGACUUGUAAUGUGGCAUAUUCCUUUAUUUUACUGUUGUUCUUGUUCCCAGAGUGUUUGGAUGAUCUGGAUUAAGACAGAAUGAAGUCUGUUUCAAAACUCAGCCCAAAUGUAUGAAUGUGUUUCAGAGACUGGAAUCAAAUCUUAGCCUGAAAACUCAGCAUGGCUGUAUUUAUUCCAGGGAUUAAAUUUCUUGGCAAAAUGCCAGUUAGGAACAACAUCUACUCUAAUCAGCAACAUUACUAUUUAUUUGGGAUCAUUUUAUCUGUUUGGACUGGAAAGUUCAAAGAAGCAGAUGAAUGAGAUAACUUGGAUGUCACCUUUUUCAUCUGUCUUCAUUACAGAAUUCAAUAUACAUUUCUAUAAAGAUUUGCUAAGGGGGUUAUAGACAUGUUGAAAAUGCAUUCAAAAAUCCAUUGGUCUUUGUUGAAUCAACCAAGAGUUCAUUGUGGAAUUUGCAAAAAAAUAUUAGCUUGCCUUUUCCUUUACAGAAAGUUAAAGCUACAUGAACAUUCAGAAUUUAGGAAUCUAAGUUAAGCAUAAAUAACAAAUUGGUACAAACCACUUAUUUUUAUUUUUAAAGCAUGUAUUUGGAAAAACAUAUAUAGCCUAAACACAUAUAGCCUCUUUAGGACUGGAUACUUCUAAACAAAUGAACAAAAUAAGAAAAAUAAAGGACUGGGAUCCAAAGAGGUCCAUGCGCAAAUGUGAUUCUGCCCAGAACAGGAGGUGUGGGCACUGAGUGUUUCUUCCUUUUUGAUGACUUCAUGACCUUCAGAAGCUUGGGAGCAGGGAUUGAAUGGGGCAGGGUUAUACAAGCUUUUGCCCAAGUAAUAAGACUAGAAAGGCCAAGUGGAUGCAGUGCAACAGGGACCUUUCACAGGGUAUCACUUCUGUUGCCCAUGUUUGCCAAAGUACAGUUUGAAGUUGGCUGUGCAGUUCCCUUCAGCUAAUCUCUGCUGAUUAGCUGAAGGGAACACCAUGAGCCAUCUAGGCUCCCUCCAAUAUCCCCUGACCUACAUUAUUAUUAUUAUAUACACAUCAACGUGAAAUCACAGCUGCCAGUUCUUUAGCUGGUGUUGGCCUUCAUUCACAUUGAGUUUUUCCCAAGAACCUAGGAUGUCGUAAUGUAUCGGCCUAGUAUAUGUGUGAAUCCAAACAGUGUGGCCUUUUAUAAUUGACAGAUGGAAAUUUUGUCAAUGCACAGAUUUUCAAGGCUUUUUGGUAUGGCACCCAGUGUGCCGAUAACCAUUGGAGCACCACAGCCAGUUUAUGCCAUAAUCUUUCAACUUCGAUUUUCAGAUCUUGAUACUUUGUGAUCUUCUCCAGUUCUUGGU
Molecule: messenger RNA, 3085 nt
Organism: Python bivittatus (Burmese python)
Lineage: Eukaryota; Metazoa; Chordata; Lepidosauria; Squamata; Pythonidae
Gene: DCUN1D4
Product: defective in cullin neddylation 1 domain containing 4
Biological process (GO): protein neddylation
Cellular component (GO): ubiquitin ligase complex
Molecular function (GO): cullin family protein binding; ubiquitin-like protein binding; ubiquitin conjugating enzyme binding
Source: RefSeq, a predicted model, not a curated record